Molecule: messenger RNA, 1850 nt
Organism: Neodiprion fabricii
Lineage: Eukaryota; Metazoa; Arthropoda; Insecta; Hymenoptera; Diprionidae
Gene: Amacr
Product: alpha-methylacyl-CoA racemase
Exons: 5
Coding region: 284-1441 (385 amino acids)
Biological process (GO): bile acid metabolic process
Cellular component (GO): mitochondrion
Molecular function (GO): alpha-methylacyl-CoA racemase activity
Source: RefSeq, a predicted model, not a curated record
UUUGACGCAAAUAUAAAAAGAUGGCAUGAAUUCUACGAAUUUACUAUAGCAAUUUCGUAGAAUCCAUGCCAUUUCUAUAUUUCUGCGUCUAAAGAAAACACACUGGACUGUCUUUGUUCAGGAUUGCGUAUAGAAUGGAACUGUUGAGCCCUUUUACGCGUUUGACAUACGUGGACUUGGAUAUUUAGAGAUAAUAUAUACGUCGACGUCGAAAGCGACCAGGGCACCCCUUUAGGUGAGAUCGUAGAACGGAAACAUACCUGGUAUCUGAUCUCGUUUCAAAAUGCCACUGCGAGGAAUCAAAGUUAUCGAACUAGCCGGACUCGCACCAGUACCUUUUUGUGGCAUGAUAUUAUCAAAUUUUGGGGCAUCAGUGGUCAGAGUAGACAGAGCUUCCAGUGAAGUGCCAAAUAUUGCUAUUGAUUUCUUGGGCAAUGGAAAACGUUCUGUAGGAUUAAAUCUCAAGUCUAAAGAGGGUACUGAUAUACUGAAAAAGAUGUCUCAACAGAGCGAUGUUAUUCUUGAUCCAUUCCGACCAGGCACUAUGGAAAAACUGGGACUAGGUCCAGACACUCUAAUGCUAAAAAACAAGAGACUCAUCUACGCAAGGCUAAGUGGAUUUGGACAAACUGGUCCAUAUGCCAAGAUGGCUGGGCACGAUAUAAAUUAUGUCGGUUUAUCUGGUCUGCUUUCGCUCUUCGGUAGACACCAUGAGAAACCAACUCCACCUGUAAAUCUUACUGCAGACUUCGGCGGUGGCGGCUUGACCUGUGCUUUCGGCAUAGUCCUUGCAUUGCUGGAACGAACGCGGAGUAAUGAGGGUCAAGUAAUUGAUGUUUCUAUGGUUGAGGGUUCAGCAUACUUGGGGAGCUGGUUAUACCGCUCGCAAGGACUUGCCGGACUAUGGGGACAACCCAGAGGAAAAAAUUUGUUGGAUGGAGGAGCUCACUUUUAUGAUACAUACGAAACAAGGGAUGGACAAUUCAUGGCUGUCGGUGCCCUUGAGCCUCAAUUCUAUGCAGUUUUGUUAGAGAAACUAGGUCUUUCAGAAGACGACUUGCCCCAGUUUGGAGACUUUGAGGAAAGUCGUUCACGGCUGGCCAAGAUAUUCAAGGAAAAGACACAGGAUGAAUGGUGCACGGUAUUUGAAGGCACGGAUGCUUGUGUUACACCUGUGCUGUCACUAGAAUCUGCACCUCUCAAUCCACAAAAUGAGGCUAGAUGCAGUUUUCAAAAAUCCAAAUCAGGAGACAUCAUACCGAGUCCUGCGCCACGGCUGUCACGGACCCCUGGCUGUGAUCGGACCGCAGAUAAGCUUAGUCCUGCUACAGGUCAAAAUAGCAUUGAUAUCCUACUAGAAUAUGGAUUCACAACAGACCAAAUACAGAAAUAUGUUCAACAGGGUAUAAUUUAUCAAAAGGAUUUAUCAACUAAACUGUAAAUGUAUUCGAUAUAAUGUAUGCAAACCAUGAACAAACUUAGCCAUUACACCUUUUUUUUAAGCAGAUUAAUUUCAAGUUCUUAAUGGCAGGGACUAAUGUAUAUAAUGACAGAGGCAUUAUCAGGAAUGUACUUAUUGCACUGGCCACAUUUUCAUCUUUAUUUGAUAGUAAUGUUUAAACAAAAAUGAAAAUUUAUCAAGUGUAAUUAGUGUAUUCUGAGUGAAAUCGUUUUAAUUAUACGUGAUCACGUUUCAAUUAUACCGGUCCAAUCGAAUGGUCAGAUGCUUGAAGAAAAUAUUGAUUACUCUUAUUGUUAUCCUAGUGCGGGGAUUUGUUUAAAUAUAUUUUUAUACUGUAAAAAUAAGCAUAUAAUAUAAAUUCUAAUAUAUGAAAUAUUGUUGAGCUACA